This is a messenger RNA of Ipomoea triloba (trilobed morning glory), 1072 nucleotides long. RefSeq lists its product as uncharacterized. Gene Ontology annotation, cellular component: chloroplast thylakoid membrane. The transcript is spliced from 4 exons. The record is from RefSeq and is a predicted model, not a curated record. Bases 107 to 946 code for a protein of 279 amino acids. NCBI's taxonomy places the organism in Eukaryota, Viridiplantae, Streptophyta, Magnoliopsida, Solanales, Convolvulaceae.
GUUUUUUUUUAAUUUUUUGCAGGAAGAUGAAAAUUUGAAACCAUAGGCCAUAGCCAUAAACCUUCAAAAUCUUUCGAUCUCCAUUUCUAUCCCUAAAACCCCAAGAAUGUUGCAGAUACAGCACUGUUCAUUCUCCAUCUUCCCCCUUCUUCACCCCCAUAAACCCUCAUUUGCUCCAUCCAAUCUCUCCUUCUAUAAAUCCGUGAAGACUCUCCGUCCAGUAAGGGCCCAGAAACUCCGGCCGGCGCCGCCGGAACCAUGGCUGGCCCAGGUUGAAGACGAGCCCACCACCGCUACUGCGGAUUCACUGCCUCCGGAGGAAGGGCCCAUCGAGCUCCCGUCUUCAGCUCCCGCCAUUUUCGGCUCCUCGGACGACCCUACCCCUAUCCAAACCGCCACUAGUGUCCUCCUCACCGGAGCCAUCUCCGUCUUCCUCUUCCGGGCUCUCCGCCGCCGCGCGAAACGUGCCAAAGAAUUGCGGUUUAGGUCAUCUGGAGAGAAGAAAACACUAAAAGAGGAGGCAAUUGAGAGCUUGAAAACAAUAACGCCGACACCUAUUGAUGCCAAGGCUCCACCUUCACCUGUUCAGGCACUCUUGGGUGGUUUGGCAGCUGGUGUUAUUGCGAUAAUCCUAUACAAAUUCACUACAACUAUUGAGGCCACUCUGAAUCGCCAAGCUAUCUCGGAUAAUUUCUCGGUUCGUCAGAUAACAAUAACAAUAAGAACAAUUGUUAAUGGCUUGUGCUACCUUGCAACAUUCAUUUUUGGCCUCAACUCUCUAGGCUUAGUCCUAUACUCUGGCCAGCUUGCCUUAAACUCAUUUUCUGAAGACUCUACAAGUCAAGAAACAAAAAAUGAAAGAGAAACACCACCGGGUUCAGAUCCUGUAGAUAGCAGUGAGGGUAACAAUAGUAAAGAUGAUAUAACUUCAGAUAGUACAAAAUAACUGAAGGUAUAGAAGGGAAAAAAAAAAAAAAAAAAGAUAUAGAUUUAGUUCCUCAUUUUGUAUGAUAUGUACAAAUUCAAUUAAGACAUGCAAUUUUUGGUAAUGCAUCCAUUCUUCGUAAUAUUA